AUGCAAAGCCAACCCUGCACUAAUCAUCAAUCGGAACUGGUAACACAAAAGCUUCGGAAAGAGCGCAAGCCUGUAAGUAAAUGGACAGAGAAGGAGGAUCUCAUGAUGCUAAAGCUUGUGCAAAAGUACGGCACUCGCCACUGGACAAUCAUUGGCACGAAAUUGCCUGGACGCAAUGGCAAGCAAUGUCGUGAAAGGUGGCACAACCAACUUGAUCCGGCGAUUCGGAAGGAGCCGUGGACACCUGAAGAGGAACGUAUUCUCAAAGACUUGCACGACAAGUUUGGCAAUAAAUGGGCAGAGAUCGCCAAGAUAUUACCAGGACGAACGGAUAACUCGAUCAAGAACCACUGGAAUUCCAGCAAGCGACGACUUAAACGUGGUGCUACACCGCUGACUGCCUUGCAGUGUAAGCGUCGCAACAGCUCGGGAUCGGAGAGCACCUCCCAUGGUGACUUCCAAGAGGUAACGUCUCCUGUGUCCAUUGGGGGCAACGAGACGUACCCCGUGAAUACGCUUCUCACGGAUCAAGUUGACUUUACAUGUCUAUGCCCAAACAACUUUCUGCAGUCGCCCUUUGCAAUUCAAGCUGCUCAACUUGGUAGUCCGUGUAACACAAUGUGCUGGACACCAACAGAUACAACCCACAACCGCCUACAUUCCAUGUGGGGCGUUCCUGCAAUGUCAAAUUGGACCCAAACUAAUUUAGCUCACUCUCUCAGCACAGCUACCACAAUGAAGCCAAGAAGUAUCACGUUAACGUGCGAUCAAGCUUCAGUCAUGAAUGGCAAGCGUUUCAUGCAAGAUAUAUGUGAACAUGAACCGAAGCAGUCUAAUUCUCAAGUGAAAAAGCAAAAGAAGGACGAUCCAUCACUGGAGAUCUUGGCCAAUGCUGCAUUGCUGCAGGCCAUUGGCGAUGCUCCAGAAAAGAAGAAAAUGUUGAGCCAAAUCGUGAAGCAGACCGCCAAUAAAAUGAGCGUGGCCGGCCGCCGCCGCAGCAUCUCGGCCUCGGUCAAACGCAUGUCAGCCGAAGGUGAGCACCAUCAGCACUAUGUGUUUGAAGGUGACUUCAAUAAGAGCGUCGUGAUCGGCCUGACGCUCUUUGUGACGCUGGGUGGCAUCGCCGUGCCCGUGUGCCUGUACCGCUACCAGAACUGGAAGCACGGAUUCCCGCAAUAG
Peronospora farinosa is the source of this 1179-nucleotide messenger RNA. NCBI's taxonomy places the organism in Eukaryota, Oomycota, Peronosporomycetes, Peronosporales, Peronosporaceae. The record is from the annotation of a GenBank genome assembly.